AUGGCCACCGACGCAGGCCUGCUUGCGCUCACCCAGAAGAAAGGUGUGCUGACCAGGCUCCGGGUGCUCGACAUCGCCAGAACCAAGUUCACUCCGGCUGCACUCAUCACAGUCUCCGACCUCGAUGACCCGGCCUUCUUGCGCUGGACGCAAGUUCUGCGCCUGACCCACCUCAACCUGCACGCCACGCGGGUCACCGGGGCCAGCUUUCGUCACAUCAUCGGAAUGAAGCACCUGCGCUACCUCGAUCUGUCUGGCAUCUUUUCGGGCAACGAGCGCAGGGGCCACAUCCGGAUGCUAUCAAGACAUUUGCGCGUGGUGGUCGACACCAAGGGCAUCAAUGAAAGGCUUCUCUCGCCAAACACGCACAGGCUUAAUCCCCGCGCGACGCCUCGAAAAACCUCCGGCGUGUGCCAAGCGCUCGCCAAGGGCGACGACGACUUGGUCGAUGAGGCGGUCCGGGUGCUGAAUAGGAGUCUAGCGCCCUCGGUCAACCUCUAUGACGACUCGCAAUUCGAGGGAUUCCUCGCCGCGCAGACCUACGCCAGAUACGGCGGCAAGCACCGCAUUGACUGGCACCAGCGCAAAAUGACUGAGGUGCCCCGCAAGCCCCGAUUCGCCGACAAGACGGAGCGCUACCAGCACUUCCAGUACAAGGCCGCGGUCGGCCGUCAGCUCCUCGAGCACUUCCUGCGCGUGUAUGACCCGCCCGCUUUUCGUCCCGUGGGCCGGGCCACGUGCCUGCCCCAGCGCCUGGCCUCUGAGCUGCACCUCUUCCAGCGGGCGCACCUCGACUACUUCCGCAGGCAAGGCCGGCUCGUGUGCGACGGACCCACCCAGCUCGCCCACCACGUUCUGUCCGCCGAUCUCUGCAAUCUCUCGCCAGCCGACGUGGAGGAGUUGACCAAGAACGUGAUGGUCUGCUUGGCCGAGAGCUUCACGCGCCUCCGAGCCGACGACGGCAGCGGCUCCAAGGCCAAGGCGAGCGCUUCGCUGGACCUGAAGAACCUGGUGCAGCGCCGCGAGGUGGGCUCGGUGGAGCGCGCCGUACGGCUUCUCGCGCGCCUCGUCGCCUUGGCCAACGCGUCGGCCCACGCGCGCCUGAUCGAAAUCAUCGCUGUCGACAGUGGCGGCCUGCGACUGGUCGUGGACGUCAUGUGGCACCUGGGCCUGGCCGGCGACGACGCCGCGCUCUGCCUGGUUUGCCUGCAGAUCGUGGCCGGCCUCGUCGCCUACGAGACCCCGCCAGCGCACCUUCUUCCGCGCGCGUGGCUCGAUCCUGUCUAA
Messenger RNA from Acanthamoeba castellanii str. Neff, 1287 nucleotides. RefSeq lists its product as uncharacterized. NCBI's taxonomy places the organism in Eukaryota, Discosea, Longamoebia, Acanthamoebidae. The record is from RefSeq and is a predicted model, not a curated record. The coding region runs from base 1 to 1287 and encodes 428 amino acids. The transcript is spliced from 10 exons.